Messenger RNA from Musca vetustissima, 957 nucleotides. RefSeq names its product putative gustatory receptor 98b. The record is from RefSeq and is a predicted model, not a curated record. Lineage: Eukaryota; Metazoa; Arthropoda; Insecta; Diptera; Muscidae. Bases 1 to 957 code for a protein of 318 amino acids. Gene Ontology annotation, molecular function: sweet taste receptor activity. Gene Ontology annotation, biological process: sensory perception of taste. The transcript has 4 exons. Gene Ontology annotation, cellular component: membrane; neuronal cell body; axon.
AUGCAUUUAAUGGCCUUUGGAGGAAGACAAAGAUCCAAAAGGUUACAAAAAAAUAUUGCCCAAUUGGAACAGGAUUUUUUGUGGUAUAGUCGGGAUUGCUCUCAACACUUCGGGGUAUUUGCUGAAAAGGAUAUCAAUUUUAAACUGCAGGUUGCGAAAUUCCGCCAGCGUUUAUUUUUCCGUUGCGGAUUAUUUUGGCUUAGCCACUGCAUCCUCUUGAGCUGCGUUAAUUAUCCUUUAAUAUCGGAUAUUUUAAAUCUGCGGGAUCGAUUUUUGACCGUAUUCUCGUUUCAAUUGAUCCAAGCGAAAUAUGCGGAAUAUUGUUCGACAAUUUUAAUUGUCAAGGAGUUUGUGGGGGCUCUGCAACAAUCCUUGUUGCUCUUGAGAUUUGAAAUUAUACGCCACCAGCCACCGUGUCCGGGUAAGGUUGGGAAGCAUUUCCCCUUCUAUGGCAAGCUGAUGGCCAAUCAAUUCCUCUUGAGUCGGGUCUGGUUUCUGGUCCAAUAUAUUGAGGAUUAUUUUGGCCUGCCUAUGCUGAUUCUGUUUCUCUAUAAUGGGGUGGCCAUAACCCACACCAUCAACUGGAUGUAUGUGAGAUCUUUUGCCCUGGAUGACAAGGAUUCGCUGGAGGGAUAUCGUUUCUAUUUUAUUCUACUGGUUUUCAUUGGCAUGUUUUGGGCCUGCUGGCUAACACAGGAGUGUACGGAUAAGUACAAUCAGCUAUCCUCAAUUCUCGGCAGUUUCAAAAUCCACGCCACCGACGUGGCCUUGAAAAAUCGCCAACGGGAGUAUUCGCUACAGCUGCUGCAUCAAAAAUUGGAUUUCAGCUGUUGGGGAUUUUUCGAUAUGAAUUUGAAAUAUUUUGGAUUGAUGGCCUUGGCGGUCACGACCUAUGUUUUCAUACUCAUCCAGUUCAAGCUGCAGGCAGAGACGGAGAAGGGCAAUUUAAGGCUUUAA